Molecule: messenger RNA, 2936 nt
Organism: Cryphonectria parasitica EP155
Lineage: Eukaryota; Fungi; Ascomycota; Sordariomycetes; Diaporthales; Cryphonectriaceae
Exons: 3
Coding region: 622-2661 (679 amino acids)
Molecular function (GO): NAD+ poly-ADP-ribosyltransferase activity
Source: RefSeq, a predicted model, not a curated record
CUCCACUCUCCCUUCGAGCCUUCCCUAGCUCGAGCCUCUGCUGCCUGCUGUUGCCUCGAGGCUGUCCCAUUUUGGGAUAUGAGCUGGGGGUCUCAGCGAGGCUCUAAAAGGCAAGCCACCCAACUGGCAACCGAACGGGAAAUUGAAUUCAUCAAUCAUGCAAUCAUUGAGUUCAUCACCCAUACAAUUCUUCCCCAAUCUCCCAUUCCCUUGACUUCAACAGGUUGUCAGCUAAGAGAAAGAUUGUUUCAUCGCGUGCUUGCUGCCUAGUUCUAUUUGUUUGUUCGUUCAUUCGUUCAUUCAUUCAUUCAUUCAUUCAUUCAUUCCUUCUUUAAGGCUGUCUCCGUUGUACAGCCAACGCCCAGCGCAGACCGGCGUCUCCUUCACGACGUGAUCAUCGUGCUCGUCCUCAUUUUCGACCUGCGACUCAACUGGUCUCUCAACUCUUGGCAGAACCAACCCAUUUCUGUCCUCUGUCUCUCUCCUCUCUCUACAGUUGUAUCAUGCCCAUGCUUUGAUACCCAAGUUCAUCAUCGACCUUAUCACACCAGUCACAAAGACGGUCAACAGUCAGCAGUCCAAAAAAAAAAAAAAAAAAAAAAAAAAAAAAAAAAAAAAAAAAUGCCGGCGGCCAAGAAAGCCACCAAACGCGGUGGUGCGGCCAACUCUGCCUCAGCUGCAACUUCCGCUGGCACCCCACCGCUGGAUGGCUGCUGUGUCGCCUUUAGUGGCAAUUUCCCAGGGCAGACACAAGCCUCACUCCUCACCCAUGCCGCUCGCCUCGGCGCGCAAACGAGCAAGUCCGUCAGUCAGGACGUGACGCACCUCAUCUCCACUCAAAAUGACUGCGACAAGCCGUCCACCAAGUGCAUUCAGGCCAUCGACCGUGGAAUUGCCCUUGUGAGCCUGGACUGGCUGCUCCAGUCCGAAUCGCACGAUGCUAAACAGCCAGAGGCCAAUUUCGCCCUGACAACCACUAAAGGAUCUCCUGCCGCUACGCCCGCUCCGGAUCCUGCCGCCCAACAGGACCCCAAGAAGCGGUCGGCAUCGGACAGCACGGCCCCUGAUCCCAAGAAGGUGAAGCUGGAUGCCAAUGGCAAGGAAAUCCCGACCUUUGGCAGCGCACAGAUUGCCAAGAACUCGGCUGUUCGUGUCGAGGUGGAUGAGGGCUGUUCACUGACUGGCUAUACCGUACACAUCGGCGAUGAUAGUGUCAUCUGGGAUGCCUCGCUCAACCAAACAAAUGCAGGUGAGAAUCACAACAAAUUUUACCGCAUCCAGCUGCUGGUUGGUCCUGGGGGACACUGCCAGACCUGGACCAGGUGGGGUCGAGUGGGCGAGCCGGGACAGAGCGCAGUGCUGGGUGAUGGCUCCAUGGCCAGCGCAAAGCAGAACUUUGAAAAGAAAUUCAAGGACAAGAGCGGGCUGGCCUGGGCCAACCGUACGGAUCCCCCCAAACCCAAGAAAUACUUCUACAUCGAGCGCAAUUACGACCCUGACUCGGACGACGAUGAUGGUCCUGGUGCAUCAAAUGCGGAUGCCGUCGAGGAGCGCAAGGCACCACGCUGCACCUUGGAUCCCGAGGUGAAGAAGCUGGUGCAGCUGAUUUUCGACCCCAAGCUGUUCGCAGCGACCAUGUCGGAUAUGAGAUAUGACGACAAGAAACUCCCUCUCGGCAAGCUCAGCAAGGCAACCAUCAUGAGAGGCUACGAAGCCCUGAAAGAGCUUUCCGAUCUCAUCGGCCCAGCCAGCAAUGCGGCAGACGACGAUUCCAUUGAGGCCAUUUCCAAUCGUUACUACUCCCUCAUCCCUCACGUUUUUGGUCGAAAUCGGCCUCCAGUCCUCAACAAUAUGGUCAUGGUGAAGCGGGAAAUUGACCUUCUCGACGCCCUGUCUGAUCUGAAGGAUGCUAGCAACAUCAUGAAGGGCGGCGCCGACGAGCAGGAUCCCGUCCACCCGCUCGACCGACAGUUCCAGGGUCUGAAGUUGCAGGAGAUGACGCCUCUCGAUCCCCAAGGCAGCGAGUUCGAGUAUCUAAAGACGUAUCUCAUGAACACUCGCGGCGUGACGCACAAUGCCAACUACCGGAUCGAGAACAUCUUCCGCAUCGAGCGCCAGGGUGAGAAGGACCGUUUCAACCAGAGCGUUUUUGCCGGGCCGGCUCGUGACCGGCGCCUCCUGUGGCACGGUUCUCGCGCCACCAACUUUGGUGGUAUUCUAAGCCAAGGCCUGCGCAUCGCUCCACCUGAGGCUCCCGCCACGGGAUACAUGUUUGGAAAGGGCGUCUAUCUGGCCGACAUGUCAAGCAAGUCCGCCAAUUACUGCUAUCACCGCAUCUCGAACGGCACGGCUCUGCUGCUCUUGUGCGAGGCCGAGCUGGGCACACCCAUGCUGGAGCUUACCAGCUUCAACUACACCGCGCCUGAGGAUGCUGCAGCCAAUGGUUGCUGGUCCACGUUUGGGAAGGGAGGCACGAGCCCGUCUGUAUGGGAAGAUGCUGGCUGCAUCCAUCCGUCGCUGCAGGGCGUCAAGGUGCCAGAUACAAAGGCUGCGCCGCCUAAACGGAACGACAGCAUCGCCUCCUCAUUGGUUUACAACGAGUACAUCUGUUACGACGUUGCACAGAUCCGCCUCCGGUAUCUCUUCCGUGUCAAGAUGUGAGUGAGCGCUGAUCUCAAGAAUGUCCUAGAAGAGAGGACGAUGGGUGAAAGAAUACUUUGGUAUUUGCGAACGGCCAAAAUUGCAGGAAGGAGAAGAGACGGCUCGUGUCUCCAAGGAAACAGAUCAACUUCUUGCUGUCCUCUAUGGGAAGAGGUAUCUAUCUUAUGACUGAGCUUCACGAAAUAAAAAAAGGAAGCACGGGUGAGAGAAAAGUUAACUUUGACAGCCUGAUAUCAAAUCUGUAACUCAAUCUUGGUAAAUUCACAAAGUAGAGC